This is a messenger RNA of Coregonus clupeaformis (lake whitefish), 2507 nucleotides long. RefSeq names its product putative monooxygenase p33MONOX. Gene Ontology annotation, cellular component: cytoplasm. NCBI's taxonomy places the organism in Eukaryota, Metazoa, Chordata, Actinopteri, Salmoniformes, Salmonidae. The record is from RefSeq and is a predicted model, not a curated record. The transcript is spliced from 8 exons. The coding region runs from base 243 to 1235 and encodes 330 amino acids.
GGUGCGGUGCUUGACCGCUUGUCACUGCACUUCAUUUUCGUGCCCGUCCAAAAGUCAUGGACAAGGCGGCCGGUGUCUGUUUGUUCACCAAAAUCGGUUCAAACACAGCGCAGCUGCGACAGUGAGUGGACUUUCUUGAGGCAGAGCAGGUACAUCGUCAUCAUAGGUUAGGAAGCCUGUCAAGAUCUCCACAGUCACCUUCAUUCUCAUAGAUAACCUAGUCCUCCAUAGCCCACUGCAGAAUGGGAUCCAGACAGGGUGAUAUACCAGCGCUGGAGUCUGGUGUAUCGGGGGGAUUCUUUGGGGGGUUCUCGUCCCCUAUUGGUAUGUCCAGACGAGCCUUUAGCUAUGACGAGGCCCUGGACGCUCCCAUGCACUCCCCUCCCCCUGACAUGUGUGUCAACAACCCAUGGAAUGACCCUCUCAUCCCACAGAGGAAGUUCAAGAGGAUUGCUGAGGAGGACGAGAGUGGGAAUGGGAAGACACUGACCUUCUCUGCCGCACCGGUCAAGCCCCCUGUCCCUGUGGUCAAGGCCAAAGCCUCCUCUCUCAUGAACACACUCAUGAUCAAGCAGACCCAGGAGAGCCUCCAGAGGUUUGAGCUCCAGGCAGGGCUGACAGAAGCUGGCUACACCCCCCACAAGGGCCUCUCUGUUGAGGACACACAAUUCCACCGCCUGGCUGAGGGGCCGAUGCCUAAGCUGAGAAUGCCAAGUGGGGAUUUCAAGGAGGACAGGCUUUCGACAUCAGCUCAAUCCACCCCUUGUGGCACCCCUUCCGGGACCCCCUCCGUUACCCCCAGCGUCAGUCCCCACUCCUCACCGAUACUCAACCGCAGGAGCUGGUUCAACAGGCUGAGUCCGGCACCGUUUCUCGCCACACCGGAGCUCGGCAGUCCUAACUUCGGCCCAGAAAUGGGAGGCAACGAGGGAGGAGGAGCCGGAGGGGAGAGGUGGAGCUUCUUUGGAACUUCUCGCCCAGUAGUACAGAAGUCCUCUACUGACCCCGGUUCAGAAACCAACACAGGCUUCACACUACAGUCGUACUUUGGCGUGCCGAAGUCCAACACCAUGGAGGGCAUCAAGACCCAGGUCAACCUCAUGGUGGACGACCCUGCCAAGUUCAACCCCCCCAAGAUCGAGAUCAGCGGCAUCGAGGGCAAGAGACCCCCCCAGACUCGCCCACACAAACUCAAACCCCGGGACAUGAACGUCCUGACGCCAUCGGGAUUCUGAUACCCCCUGGAGCCCUCUCCCCUGAAUCCUACCGACCCUCGCCCCUUGUCGGCCUACCCUCACCCCCUGUUGGCCUACCCUCGCCCCCUGUUGGCCUACCCUCGCCCCCUGUCGACCAGUAGCUGGUCUACUACACUCCUGUCUCCUCAGCCUCUAUGGAAGCCCUGAGACAGAGAAGAUGGAGGUCAAGCUACCGAACUAUUCCCUAAACCUUACUGUUCUACCUGACCCUAUUCCUGCUGCUAGUGACCCUACUAUAGACCUCUCCCUCUUUAGUGCCAACCCCCCUUGGUCCAAUUAAAGCACCAAAACAGAGCAUUUCCACCUAUCUCGCCUUAAGAGGGUCCCAGUUCCUUGGUGCUUUGGCAUAUGAUGCCCUGUUGUCAUUGUCGUCCUCUUGUCAGUGAUGUCAUGAGAUUGAAAUGGUGGUUAUGAUGUCUCAUGAGUCAAUGAACCAGUACCCGGGCUUGAGGAGACCAUGAAUAUGACGAGAUCUUCUCUAACGCCUAGGAUCCUUCAAGUCAAAGUCCCAUUAACCAGCUCUGCAAACGUUAUGUCAAAAUACGUUCUGUACUCACCGCAAUAUGGCGUUUCGCAGAGCAACUAUCGUCAUUACUGCCGUUACGCACUGUAUUUACUUCCAAAAAAGGUCUGUAUUGCUGCAGGAUCAGCCGACCUGUGCGUGGCAGUAAUGAGUCAUUUUAUUGGAGGCGCCGAAGGUGGAUUUGGCGCAUGCGCACUUGGUCAAAAAUGAGAUUUUUUUUUUUCUAAUAGUUGCUCUGAGAAACUCCAUAUUUUGGUGAGUACCGAACUCAUUUUUACAUAACGCUUGCAGAGCUGGUUAGUGGGAUUUUUACUUGAAAGAUCCUGGGCAUCAGAGGAGAUCUCGUCAUAUUAAUCGUCUUCUUAAGCCCAGGUACUGGUUCAAUCAGUCCCCUGCUCUGACAAAAACCGGCAUGGUUCCUUAUAUUAACUCCCUCUCGCUAAAAGCACUGUACAGCCCCCAGCCAAUGCCAUUUCACUCAACUAGACUCAAUCACCUCUGUUGACAGUCUUAUGCUUUGGUAGUUUGAUAGUUUUACAUAGUUUUCUUUUUUUGGUGCAAUGAGACGUUGUGCCUAAGCUUGCUUCUGGCAUCUGCCACAUCAGUUGAUCUUAUUUUUUUUCAAGAGUCUUGGAUGAGAGAGUGGCUACUGCUAACCUGGAAUAAAAAAAAAAUGUAUGUAUAUAUAUAUAUAUAUAUAUAUAUAUAUAUAUAUAUAUAUACAUACA